AUGAUAUCGGAUCUUGGAAUAUCUAAAUCUACAUCACAAAAAUCUUCAAUAAUACCAUCAUUACCCUAUAUAGAUCCAAACUUUUUAUCAUCUUCAACAUACCCUCGUGAUAAACAUUCCGAUAUUUAUUCAUUAGGUAUACUAAUGCAUGAUGUAACAAGUGGUAAAAAACCUUUCGAAAAUUUACCAUAUAAUGAACCUUUAGCAAUAAGAUUAUUUGAAGGACUAAGAUUAAGACCAAUAGGUGGUACACCUCUUGAAUUAGUAGAUUUAUAUGAACAAUGUUGGGAUGUAGAUGCAAAUAUUCGACCAACAAUUUCCGAUGUUUUAGCUAGAUUAGGAAGAUUAAAAUUUGAACCUGUUUGGGUUGAUAAAGAUGAAAUUAUUCAUAAUGGUGGAAAAAAGAGUUUUAAUGUAGAAUUUAAUGACGAUAUUAAAGGCGUUAUUUUAGAAAGUAAACAUACUUUUGGAACUGGUAGUGUUACUUUCUCUAAUGGAAAUAUUAGUUCUAAAGACAUUGAAAUUAAUGAAAGUGAAAUUUAUGGCGAAGAAGAAGAAGUUGAAAGUAA
Messenger RNA from Scutellospora calospora, 569 nucleotides. The record is from the annotation of a GenBank genome assembly. NCBI's taxonomy places the organism in Eukaryota, Fungi, Glomeromycota, Glomeromycetes, Diversisporales, Gigasporaceae.